UGAUGUUUGUUAUAUUUCUCUUCUUGUUCCUGGCAUCAAGUGGAUGCCCCCCCCCUAAUCAUGCCUCGGUAGUUCAAAAAAUAAGGAAGAAAUAAAAAAAAAAUCAUCAUCUAAUAUGGAAGUAUAUUAAAGAUAAUGCCAUUGAUAUAACAAUAUUCAACAAGUAAUAGUAAUUGGAUUCAUUUAAGCCGAGGAGUUUGAAGUCUUUGGUUAUGAAAAUGGAAUUUUUUUUUGUUAGUUCUUUUACUUUCCUUUUCUUUUCAUUCUCCCACACUUUUUUUUUUCCCUUCUUUUUCUUCUUCCGAUCCAAGUUGGUUCGAACGUCACUUUUUGGUUAUUCCUUCAGUUUAAUGAUCCCUAAUCAAGUAUAUAGCGUGUUUUUUCUUUUUCUUUUUGUUUCUUUCUAUAUCUCUGGUCACUUUCCUUUUUUUUUUUUAGUAAUAUCAUUAUAUAUUAGGAUGAACGACUAAACAGCAACCGAAUAUCACUAUGUCAAAUUGAAAGGAUAUA
Molecule: messenger RNA, 510 nt
Organism: Halteromyces radiatus
Lineage: Eukaryota; Fungi; Mucoromycota; Mucoromycetes; Mucorales; Cunninghamellaceae
Exons: 3
Coding region: 213-470 (85 amino acids)
Source: RefSeq, a predicted model, not a curated record